AUGUCAACUUCGCACUUCCCCACCAAGGCCCGAAUCCGAGAGAUUUUCGCCUACUUGACAGCGGGCGAUGCACCGGCCUUCUAUGCUCACGUCGCCGACGAUGUCGACUGGACCGUAAUGGGAACACAUGCGCUAUCGGGCCACUACAAGGACAAGGAAAUGUUCCUGUCACAGUCGCUCUCCCGGAUUAGUGCUGUAUUUGACGGAGUUAUGAAACUCCAUGUUAAGAGCGUCAUUGGUGGGGAAAUCGAGGAGUGGGCUGUAAUAGAACUCGCUGCAGAAGCAAAAUGCAAAAAUGUUAUGUUGUACAACAACACAUACUCUUGGUCGACACGAUGGAAGGAUGGCAAGAUCGUCGAGGUCCGCGCGUGUCUAGACGGACUACUCUUAAAUCGCGCUUUAGCAGAGAACGAGAAGAAAUCUUAG
Messenger RNA from Hypoxylon trugodes, 426 nucleotides. RefSeq lists its product as uncharacterized. Bases 1 to 426 code for a protein of 141 amino acids. The transcript has 2 exons. Lineage: Eukaryota; Fungi; Ascomycota; Sordariomycetes; Xylariales; Hypoxylaceae. The record is from RefSeq and is a predicted model, not a curated record.